AUGGGGGUGGCUGUUAGCGAAUAUUGGGCAUUAAAGCUGUUGGUUUUGGUAUCUUUGAAGAUGAUGAUGGGUCACUACGAUAAUCAUCACCGUCCGUUUCCAUCAUUUGGAGAUAGUGAUGGUCCCAUGGGAAAUGACAACAGGGCUAAGACGAGUAAUAUGUACCAUGUUUUAGCUAGCAGUAGUGAUUAUGGUUCUGGUGCUGCUGCGGCUACUGUUGGUAAUGGCGGUGCAGUUGGUUUGAGGAUUCUACAGCCUUUUGACAUUUCAUCCACUUCAUCGUCUACUGCUCACACCGCCAUCAAAUCCCCAGGAGAGAUGGCGGCAUGUUUAGAGUUUCCUUUUACAUUCUCACAAAGGAAGGAGCUUGAGAGACAAGUCAUGAUAUUCAAAUACAUGAUGGCUUCCGUUCCUGUGCCUGUAGAUCUCCUUCUUCCCUCGGUUCCAGUUGCUUCCCACUCUGCCUUGGGUGGUGGUGCUCUGAAUCUAAGGCUGGCAGGUAGUGGGGAUGUUGAGCCAGGGAGGUGCAAGAGAACAGACGGGAAAAAAUGGCGGUGCUCGAGAGAUGUGGCGCCUAACCACAAGUACUGUGAGCGCCACCUGCAUAGAGGUCGUCCCCGUUCAAGAAAGCAUGUGGAACUUCCUAAUAAGAGGACACGUCACACCCAUGGUCAAGCUCUUCCUUCAUCUUCCUCCGCCGUUCUCACCAAGAUUGCUUCUCCGCCUCUAGCUCAGCCCCCUCGCCAGAAUCAGACCACUUGGUUUCUUGAUAAGCCACAUGAAAAAGCUGCAACCUUUUGGCCUCUCACCUCUGUUUCUUCCUACAAGGAACCCAGGAUUUCAGACUGGACUAUGAAUGAACUCAUUCCCCUGGCUGACCAGCAGUGGCAUCAGCUCAUGCAAAUAGGGUUAGCUUCCGAUGGUUCCAUGACCGAUGCCAACAACUCCUUCGUUCUGGGCCAAAAUUAUGCUGCAGGAGAUCAACAACCGAACAGUUUCCCUUGGUUUCUCAAUUCUGAAAUAGAGAAGUCCGGUGAAAGUACACCUAGAGGCUUCAUCGAUGCUUGGUCUACUGGUGUAUCAGGUGACAGCUCUGGAGCCGAAGCCUCUGUUUCCAGUAACGGAAAACUCUCUCUUUCCUCACUUUCCCUGUCAAUGGGAAUCAAUAACAUCACGGAUAACGAGUUGGGAGUGUGCCAGUAUGACGAGGACCAUGAAUACGCUUCCAUAUCACGGCUUUCAAGCUGGUUUACACCUGGCUCCACCACGCCCGGAGGCCCACUGGCCGAGGUUUUAAGGCCGAGCUCCGCCACCAAAAGCAGCUCUAACCUAUCUUCUCCCGUCACUGGGAAUGGAAAUUCUUGUAGCCCACCGGUGACAGCAGUGUCUUCACCGUCUGGUGUUUUACAAAGAACUCCUGCUUCAAUGUCUGAUAGCAUCGGUAGUAGCAGCCCAACACUGGUUAGUUCGAGUGUCAAACCCGAGAUCAGUUUGAUGUGGCUUAAAGGAAAUAACCACCACCCCUUUUCAAGAAUUGAAGCUUUUAAUAACUUAUUAUAG
This is a messenger RNA of Hibiscus syriacus, 1560 nucleotides long. RefSeq names its product growth-regulating factor 7-like. NCBI's taxonomy places the organism in Eukaryota, Viridiplantae, Streptophyta, Magnoliopsida, Malvales, Malvaceae. Gene Ontology annotation, biological process: developmental process; DNA-templated transcription; regulation of DNA-templated transcription. The record is from RefSeq and is a predicted model, not a curated record. Gene Ontology annotation, cellular component: nucleus. Gene Ontology annotation, molecular function: ATP binding.